Messenger RNA from Vespa velutina, 4112 nucleotides. Its product is annotated as endoplasmic reticulum lectin 1. Gene Ontology annotation, cellular component: endoplasmic reticulum lumen. Gene Ontology annotation, biological process: endoplasmic reticulum unfolded protein response; retrograde protein transport, ER to cytosol. The record is from RefSeq and is a predicted model, not a curated record. The transcript has 7 exons. Lineage: Eukaryota; Metazoa; Arthropoda; Insecta; Hymenoptera; Vespidae. Bases 503 to 2035 code for a protein of 510 amino acids.
AUUCAUAAUUAUUCAGUUUUCUUUUUUCUUUUUUUUUCUUUUUCUUUCUUUUAACGAAAUAAUUGUUAAAUCGAAGAGUUGCUUGAAUUUCUUUUCGAAUGAUUGCCGCGCGAUUAUUAUAUGAUUCAUGGGAAAUUAACGUCACCUAUAUGUUUCACCUUGUUUCUUGUACUACGUGGAUAUAUCGAAGUGAACGAUUUCGUUAAUGCAAAUAUAAUUUCUUUUUUCGAAGAAUCUUUUUUCUUUAAUUAUAAAAUAAUAUCAAUAGAGUUAAGCGUGGAGAAAUAAAAUUUUUACCACCUUCGUAAUAUCAUAAAUUAUUGAAAUAUAACAUUUUUCAUUGGUUGUUACUUUUUAUUUAAAAAUUAAUGUGUACGUCGGGAUAGAUGGCGUUUGCGCCUAUUUGAUUAAUAAGGUUUUUUGCUGUCAUAAAUUUAUAAACGUUUUACUAAUUUUAACAUAUUUAAUCAAAAUAUGAUAAAAUAAUUAUUGAUUUAUAAAAAUGUGGAAAUAUUAUUGUAUUUACAACGUAUUAAACGUUAUACUUGCCAAUACAUGGGCCCACGAAGUAAAAAAUUUCGAUGAUACUAUUUUAUUCAAAAUUAAUUGGCCAGACAAAAGUAAUACAGAAUUAUUAGAGCCUGGAAAUAAUGUUGAGCCUUAUUUUAUAACAACUGCAAAUAAUGAACGUUAUCAAUGUUUAAUACCAGAUAUGAUAGAACAAGAACAUAAUAAUGAUGAAGUAUAUAAGGGAUCAAAUCCAAUAGAAAUAUUAUCAAUGUUAUUUCGUCAAAAUACUUGUUCUUAUAGGUUAGAGUCUUAUUGGACUUAUGAAUUAUGUCAUGGCCAUUUUGUGCGCCAGUAUCAUGAAGAUAGAGAAGGAAAAAAGGUCAAAACUCAAGAAUAUUAUCUUGGUAAUUUUGACAAAUCACAAAAUUUCAAACUUUCCGUUGAAUACGAUGAAUUAGCAAAAAAUCCUGAUAAAAAGCCAGAGAUACCAGUAAAGAAAGUAGAUGGAAUAAAUAUGCCUUAUGUUGAAAUUAAAAUGGGAGAUGGUACACUUUGUGAUAUAAGCAGUAAACCAAGAAUGAUAAGAGUUCUAUAUGUAUGUUAUCAACAUGGCAAACAUGAAAUAUUUUCAUUAAAAGAAACAUCUAGCUGUGAAUAUGAGGCCAUUGUUCUAUCUCCAUUGCUUUGUUAUCAUCCUGAUUAUAAACCACAAGAUUCUAAGGAAAAUGAAAUUGAAUGCCGUCCUGUGGAUAAUACACCCAAGAAACCUAGAGCACUUGUUGCAAUGGAAAUGGAGAGUUUGAAACUUCGACAUCAAAAAGAUAACAAGCUGCAGAAAAUCUAUGCGAUCUUCCAUGUAGAUAAGGAGGGCCAGGAUGGUGAUGCUCGUGUAAGGGUUGAAAUACGACCAGUAGAUGUUGUUGAUAAACAGAAUGGUGAGGAUGAUUCUGUUAAUUCGUUAAUAGAUCAAAACAUAACUCCUGCAGAAAUUAAUUCGGUCCAAAACUUUCUUAGUGGCAAAAAUUGUUUACAUGGAGGAAAUGGUUGGUGGAAAUAUGAAUUCUGUUUUGGACGUUCUAUAGUCCAGUAUCAUACGGAAAAAGAUGGUACUAAGACUACUGUUAAUCUUGGUAAAUUUGAUAGACAAAAACACUUGGAAUGGAUUGCUACUCAUCCUUAUAAGAAACCAGGACCACCAGAAGUGCGUAAAUAUUUAUCACAUUUUUAUAGCGAUGGAAGUAUUUGUGAAAAAAUUGGCCAAUUACGACAAACUGAGGUAAAAUUAAAGUGUGUUGAGAAUCAUAUGGGCAGUCCAUCCAGUAUAUCAUUAUUCUUAUUAGAACCAAAAACAUGCAAAUAUGUGUUAAGAGUUGAGUCCCCAUUAAUCUGUGAUAUUUUAGAAUAUGCAGAUGAAAAUGGUCUUUUAAGUGAAAAAUUUGAAACAGAUUUUGCUAAAUUAAAAAUAACAGCUCUUCAUGUAGAACAAGAUGAUUUAGAUGAAAGAAUAGCUAAUGGAGAUGAUUAAUGAAAAUUGAUUUUUUAUUAAUUUUUAAUAAACGAAUAGGAAAGGUACAAUUAAUUGUAAUUUAUAAUAAAAUUGAUUUAAUCACCGUGAUUAUUACAAAACAUAAUCACUAAUAUUGUCAAUUGUACUUUUCUCAUAUAAAAUUUGUGUAGAAUUUUGUAAACAUGCUUAAAUGAAUUUAAGUGUAUAUAUUUUUUAAUAAUUAUACAAUAGUGUAACUUAUAAUUGUUUUUUUUUUUUUACUAGAUUGGAAGUAAAAAUAGUUGUACAAAAAAAUUUAUCAGGCAUACAAACAUUAUUUAAUUUAAGAUAUAAGUAAUAAAGUUUAUAAAAAGAAUAUUAUCAAUACAUCAGUUUUUAUUACUAAAGUAAUAAAAAAAAAAUUCAUAGAUGUCUGUGAUAUAAAUCACAGAACACAUACAAUUAAACACAUAUUGUAUGAUCAAUUAACAAUAAUUAUACACCAAUAUCAAGACCUACACCUACGCGAAAUUGCUGAUUCAGAUGAUUCAAGUGUCCACUAAUGAUUAAUGAUGAUUCUGGAAUUGGAUAUAAUUUCUUUUCAAAUACACAACCAAUACUACUUUCUGAAUUAACAAUGCCUUUGAAAAUUAGAUCAGCAUAUGGUAUAUUAAUUUGGUAUACUAUAGUGGCAAUUGAUUCAUGAAUCCUCAUAUUAGUUUCUAUCUCAACACCAAGUUGCAGUUGUUUGCUUGCUCUUCUAUAAUAACAAAUAUGAAGACCAGCUUCUCCUAAAGUAGCAGACCAUGUUGCAGGUCCUGUAUUAUAUCUGAAUGCUACACACAUUAAUGUUUGUUGACCGCCAGUAAUUUUAGAAUUUCGAAGACAAGCUACUUCUGCACCCAAUGUAAUCCUAGAUGUAAUUGCUUGCAAGAAAUGUAAUACAACAAUUCCUUGCUGCUUUAAAAAUUUUGGAUUUGCUAAUGUUAAUGCCAAUGUAUAAUCAUUGGACCGAUAUUCUAUGGAUGAACUAGAAGCCUUGUAUUUAAAAUUUGCAACUUGCGUAGACAAUUUGAAUCUAAAUCUACAUCCAAGUGUAUGUACAAAAUUUGCUGUCAUGUUUCCAUUUGGAAUAAUAUCGCCUUUCACAAUCGGAUACUUCUCAUGCAAGCCCACUGCCUUAGUGCCAAUGUAAGAUGCGCCAAAUUUGUAUCCCGAAGGAGUUACAGAACUCAACGUUAUUGUGUGCAUUACAUUGAAAUGGGAACUGAGAACUUUCUUAAUUAUUAAUCUUGCACCCUCAAAAUUUUGUGGAUAAAGAUCCUUCACUUUUUUAUGAAGAUCCUCGAAACUCCCUGGAUUUCCAGGUUUUCUGUCUUCUUCGUUUGGGCAUGGUACACAGUCAGGAAUAUCUGUCUUAUUUGAGGCUAUAUAUGGAUUUUGUUCUUUAUUUACAAUGGCAUAUAUAAUACCCAUUAUGAUCACGAAAAAUGGCUUCCUUAAAAGAAGUCAAAAUUUGUAUAAAUUCGGCGUUCAUCGAAAUAUUUGUACAUUUUUCUGAGCAGGGACAAAACAUUUAAAUUGAAUGUAUUAUUUGCAAAUUCGAAAGCUAAAAAAGAUGGGGUUGAUAGUGAACAUUUGAAAUUUGCCGCUAAGAGGAAUAAAAAAACGAAGGAUGCGCAGUAGCAUAAAUUUGAGGUUCCACAAUAUUGUCAAUAGAUGACUCUGUUAUAUCAUUGUAUACUUGAGUUUCUCAUAAAUACUCUAUAAAGGUAUCUUAUCUUUAUAAGAGUUCAAAGAUUGUAAUUUGACGGAAGUGUGUGCUAGUGAUGGCACAGCUGAACAUUGAUCGCUAAACGUCGAGAUUAUGGCAGAUCUGCUCAGUGGGUGUUGUCACGUGGUCGCUUCAAGUAGCUUGUGUUCGGCUCCCGAUUGCGCGUGCAUGUUCGUGGUUUUCUUCCAAAACCUCGGAUAUGCACGCCUGCACGGUUGAGUCUUCACGUCGCUCCUCGAACUACCGCGAUUUCCAAAUUGGGGGGCAAUCGAAUAGGUCAGACGAGGUAAUUUGUCGCUUCCAUAUACAGGCACUGCGGAAAAGCAGUAUGCCAUUUUUUUU